CCAGGCCUGGUUCAGUCUAUUUCAGAGGUGGAGUUGAGUAGAAGUCCAGCACGUUCUUACCUACAUCAGUCUAGAAGAUGAGUUCUCGCCAGGAUGACAUGGUGGCUACCCCGUUUAAGCUUUGGGGUGGCCGUUACUCGAAAGGAACCGAUCAUGUCCUAUCGAAGGUAAAUAAUUCGUUGACGAUCGAUAAGCGGCUGUUCUCGGAGGAUAUUGAUGGCAGUAUUGCCUAUGCGAAAAGUUUGACCGAUGCUAAGCUGUUGACCAUGAGUGAGUUCAAAGUGAUCUGCUACGGACUGGAGACCAUCCGGAGUGAAUGGGAGAAGGGAACGAUCAAGUUGAUGCCACGGGAUGAGGAUGUGCACACGGUGAACGAGCGGCGACUGAUCGAGAUUAUCGGGUUGCAGAUUGGCGGGAAGUUGCACACUGGCAGAAGCAGGAAUGAACAGGUUGUGGUGGAUAUGAAACUGUGGAUGAGGAACUCCGUUCGAGAGGUGAUGCAGCAUUUGAGCGCGCUGAUCAAGGGAAUCAAUGUGGUUGCUGAGCGAUAUAUCGAUGUCCUGAUGCCGGGAUAUACGCACAUGCAGAAGGCCCAACCGGUACGGUUCAGCCACUGGCUCCUGAGCUAUGCAUUUUACUUCAAAGAGGAUUACCAGAGGUUUUCGGAGUUUUUGAAGCGGAUGAAUGUGCUACCUUUGGGCAGUGGGGCGUUAGCCGGUAAUCCGUUCAACAUAAAUCGCUAUCAGUUGGCAGAUGACUUGGGCUUCAAUGGAGUUUCGUAUAACAGCAUGAAUACCGUUAGUGAUCGAGACUUUGUGGUUGAGUUCAACUUUCUUUGCACAUUGACCGGAGUUCACAUGAGCCGAUUAUCCGAAGAUCUGAUCCUGUUUUCCACAAAGGAGUAUAAUUUCUUGGAGCUGUCGGAGGAGUACACAACCGGUAGCAGUUUGAUGCCCCAAAAGCGCAAUCCGGACAGUUUGGAGCUGAUCAGAGGAAUUUCAGGCAGCAUUUUUGGCCAGCACUGCGGGCUGCUGAUGACAUUGAAAGGCUUACCUUCGACGUACAACAAAGAUUUGCAGUGCGACAAGAGUGGAAUGUUUGCUGUUUACGAUCAAAUUUUGCUUUCCCUGGCGCUGACGACCGGAGUGAUAACGACUGUGAAAGUGGACGAGGAACGCUGUUUGAGUGCUCUCAGUUACGACAUGCUGGCGACCGACAUGGCAUACUAUCUAGUGCGCAAGGGAAUUCCAUUCCGAGAGGCCCAUCAUAUUUCGGGAGAGGUUGUGGCGUUUUCUGAGAAGGUUAAAAUCCCGAUUAACAAGCUCACAUUGGAGGACCUGAAGGAAAUAAGCCCGUGCUUCGACGAGACCGUUAGUGCUUUGUGGAACUACGAAAACAGCGUCGAACAGUACACCGUUGUUGGGGGAACGUCCCGAAUCUCAGUGCAGGAGCAGAUAAAUCUGCUCAAGGUGUUUCUUUCGAAAAGCGAUUGAACUUGUAAUCUAGCUAUUAAGAUUAUUUUGUUUUAUUUUGUUGAAUCUGUAUAAAUAUAACGUAUGACUUUUUUGUAGAGUAUAAUCGUGAGAUAAUGUUAAAUUGUUUAUGUAUACUGCAAAACAAAAAAAACUGUGCUAUGUUUCCCUGCUCUGUGACUAAUAAACACCUUUCUUUUAUAACGUGAUAUACAUAAGCCUAUGACCAAAGUUCAUUGGAACUUUCCUUUCUGCCAAUUAUAGCCAUUAAAUUUUGUUUAUUAGUAGCGCGUUAAUGUGGAAAAUAAAACCAUUCGUGAGAAUACCAAA
This is a messenger RNA of Armigeres subalbatus, 1802 nucleotides long. It is a transcript of the gene Argl, whose product is annotated as argininosuccinate lyase. Bases 78 to 1493 code for a protein of 471 amino acids. The transcript has 2 exons. The record is from RefSeq and is a predicted model, not a curated record. Lineage: Eukaryota; Metazoa; Arthropoda; Insecta; Diptera; Culicidae. Gene Ontology annotation, cellular component: cytosol. Gene Ontology annotation, molecular function: argininosuccinate lyase activity.